AUGCUGAAUACAAUGUCUCAAUUUUCUGGACGUCGCAUGAAACUGGAUCCGGAGGAUCAAAAUUUCCACUGCACAUCAAAUAUUGUGAGUUUUUUUAGUCUUUGUUUCCAUGUUUAGAAAAAAGUCAAAUUUCGAAUAAAGUGCUGGCACAAAGGGCGCAGAACUUUUGUUUUUUCCGAGCUACGCCCGCAGUACUUGUUGCUCCUGUUGAUUUACAGUCGUAUUGGACAAUUGUUUUAUUACUUAUCUUCAGAUUUCGUCACAUCUUCAUCAACUUCGCUUCAACCCCCUCCUUCUCCUUCAACUUCUCAUCAAGGAUCGACCAAUUGUGAACAACAAAGGACCUCUGCAACAAGUGAACCUGAAAUUUGGACAUCAUCAUAGUUUGUCAAUAAUGGAGUGGUAA
This is a messenger RNA of Bursaphelenchus xylophilus (pine wood nematode), 406 nucleotides long. Lineage: Eukaryota; Metazoa; Nematoda; Chromadorea; Rhabditida; Aphelenchoididae. The record is from the annotation of a GenBank genome assembly.